Leptopilina boulardi is the source of this 2525-nucleotide messenger RNA. Its product is annotated as luciferin 4-monooxygenase-like. Gene Ontology annotation, biological process: fatty-acyl-CoA biosynthetic process; long-chain fatty acid metabolic process. The record is from RefSeq and is a predicted model, not a curated record. Lineage: Eukaryota; Metazoa; Arthropoda; Insecta; Hymenoptera; Figitidae. The transcript has 5 exons. Bases 642 to 2267 code for a protein of 541 amino acids. Gene Ontology annotation, molecular function: long-chain fatty acid-CoA ligase activity.
UAUAUCUGAUAAUAUGAGACUGGUAUUCCAAGGCUGUAGAAAUUUAAUUUUUUUUUUCUCUCCAAUGUGUACUUAACAGAAAGUUUCCAAGAAAAUAUUUCUUGCAUCCGCACGUGUUUAUUUCCGAAUCUUUUAUUCUCAAUAUUCUCUCUAAAGUUCGGCGGCAGUUGGCAGUUGGUAUGUCAAUAGAUUUCCAACAAUAAAACGAUGAGAGUAUAGAGAGGACAAUAAUAAUUCAACUUCGAGGGAGAGCGGUUCUCUGCGACUUUUCAAAAGCGAGUAUAGUAGUCGUGCAUUAGUUUUCCGCUACGAUCAAUGUUUCUAGAGUCACGGUGCAGCUGAUACUCUGUAAUACAUAUAUAAUAAUAAUGUUCUCUGAUAACAAGUCAUAAAAAAGCGGUGAUUCGAAUUAGAUUAUUUAUUUUUAUCAUUAAAUGAAGAAUGACAGUGCAUCAAAAUAAUUUUUUUUAAAAAAGUAUUUUAAUUUAAUUGACAAAUUAGAAUAGUAAUUGUUUUACUAUUUUUUUUUAUCUAGUCUUCAGCAAGUGAACAUAAUUUUCUCCAAAGGAGGUGAAUUCAUAAAUUAAAUAUCAUAUAAUAUUAUUUAAUAUAUUGUCGAAAUAGUGAAAUUAUUUGCAAUAAUGCAGAAUAAUACAAAAAUAAAAGAUAACAUUAUUUAUGGUCCACCGUAUGAAAAAGAAUUUCCCUAUGAAUCGAUUGGGGAAUAUUUUUUGGAAACCAUGGGAAAACAUGGUUCGUCAACUGCACUGAUAAAUAUGGAAACAGGAGAAGAAUUAUCACACAGAGAGGUUUUGGAGAAAAGUUUAAAAUUAGCGACAUAUUUAAAAAAAUUGGGACUACAAAUAAAUGAUCGAAUUGCCAUUUGUAGCGAGAAUAAUUUAAAUUUUAGCAUUGCCGUAUUAUCGAGUAUUUUCCUUGGUACAACAAUUUGUCCAUUAAAUCCAAUGUACACGGAACGUGAAUUAAUACACAGUUUAAAUAUUUCAAAGCCAAAAUUUAUUUUUGUCUCGGCAUUUGUUUUGCCAAUAAUGAGAAAAUUAAUUAACAAUUUAUCAUGGUCACCAAAAAUUAUUUUACUUUAUGAAAUUACAAAUUCAGGAAUUCCCAAUAUCGUUGAAUUAAUAUCAAAAGUAUCUGAUUAUUCAUUGAAAAAUUUUCAAUUACCAAAAAUCAAUAAAAAUGAGCAUGUCUCGAUAAUUGCAUGUUCCAGUGGAACAACUGGUUUACCAAAAGGCGUAAUGUUAACGGAUAAAAAUGUUUUAAUUCAAUUGAGAAGUUUUGCUGAAUCUCGUUCAUUAAAAUUGAGUGAUAAUACAAGCGUUUUAGGUUUAUUGCCAUUAUUUCACGCUUAUGGAUUAUUUGUUUCGUUUUUGAUUUUUGCAAAUGGCUCGAAAUUAAUUGUUUUGUCGCGUUUUGACGAACGUCUUUUUUUGACGGCAAUUUCAAAAUAUAAAAUUGAUUCAUUGACUCUGGUCCCACCGCUUAUGGUGUUUUUGGCUAAAAGUCCAAUUGUCGAUGAAUAUGACUUGUCAUGUGUGAAGGAAAUUGCAUGUGGAGCUGCUCCAUUGUCUAAAGAAAUUGCACAGGCUGUUCAAAAAAGGCUAAAUGUGCCAUUUAUUAAAACUGGUUAUGGAUUAACGGAAGCUACUUUAAGUGUAGUUAGUUCUUUUGAUAUUCCUAAACCAAACAGUGUUGGAAUUUUGGUUCAUGGAGUUAUUGCAAAAGUAAUUUCAUUGGAUAGCAAAUCGAACGAGCCAUUGGGUCCAUUGUGCGAGGGAGAAUUGUGUUUUAAAGGAGAAACAAUUAUGAAAGGAUAUUGCGAUGAUGAAGAAGCAACGCAUGCUACAAUCGAUGAGGACGGUUUUCUUCACACCGGUGACGUUGGAUAUUACGAUGAAGAAGGAUAUUUUUAUAUUGUCGACAGAGUAAAGGAACUUAUUAAAUAUAAAGGAUUUCAAGUGCCACCAGCUGAGCUCGAAGCCAUUUUAUUGACACAUCCAGCAAUUAAAGAUGCUGCUGUUGUUGGAUUACCCGAUGAACUUGCUGGAGAAUUGCCUCUAGCUUUUAUAGUUAAACAAUCUGGUGUUAAUGUUUCACCCGUGGAAAUAAUUCAAUACGUUAAUGAACGAGUCUCAGUUGGAAAAAAAUUACGAGGAGGAGUUCGAUUUGUUGAAGCCAUUCCAAAAAAUCCAUCUGGUAAAAUUCUACGACGAGAAUUACGAAAUUUAUUAAAAUCACGUUUGUAAGAAAAUCAAUUGUCGAUUUAAUAGUUAAUAUAUUAUUUAGUCAGUGAAUUAAUUCUUUAUACAUAUUAUAUUAGAAGAUAAACUUUUUUAUUCUGUAAUAAUACAAUUUAUUGCACAUUAUAAAAGUUUUUACUAAUUUUUUCGUUUUUCUUGUACUAUAAAAAAGGGCUACCAAAUUCUGUACUUCAAUUUAUAAUUGUAAAUUUUUUUUUUUGUGUAUUUUGUGUAAAAAUAAACUUGUUAAUUAAAAAAAGGGAA